CCGGGCAAGGCGGGGCGCGCGCGGCGACCGGUGAGGGACCGUUGGGGCGGGCGGCGGCAGCGGCGGCGCGCGCUGCGGGUUGUGAGUGUGGAGGCGCGGACGCGCGGCGGAGCUCGAGCUGCUGCAGCUGCUGCCGCCGCCGGAGGAACCUCGCUCUCCGUGCUCCGGACACCCCGGGCCUCGCCAUGGCCGACCAGCUGACCGAGGAACAGAUCGCAGAAUUCAAGGAGGCCUUCUCCCUCUUUGACAAGGAUGGAGAUGGCACUAUUACCACCAAGGAGUUGGGGACAGUGAUGAGAUCCCUGGGACAGAACCCCACUGAAGCAGAGCUGCAGGACAUGAUCAACGAGGUGGACGCAGAUGGGAACGGGACCAUUGACUUCCCGGAGUUCCUGACCAUGAUGGCCAGAAAGAUGAAGGACACCGACAGUGAAGAGGAGAUCCGAGAGGCGUUCCGCGUCUUUGACAAGGAUGGGAAUGGCUACAUCAGUGCCGCAGAGCUGCGCCAUGUCAUGACGAACCUGGGGGAGAAGCUGACAGAUGAGGAAGUGGAUGAGAUGAUCAGAGAGGCUGACAUUGACGGCGAUGGCCAGGUCAAUUAUGAAGAGUUUGUACAGAUGAUGACCGCCAAGUGAAGGCCCGGGCAGCUGGCGAUGCCCGUUCUCCUGAUUUCUCCUUGCGCGCGUUCUUCAACACUCCCCCGCGUACCCCGGUUCUAGCAAACACCAAUUGAUUGACUGAGAAUCUGAUAAAGCAACAAAAGAUUUGUCCCACGCUG
This is a messenger RNA of Octodon degus (degu), 778 nucleotides long. RefSeq names its product calmodulin 3 (gene Calm3). The record is from RefSeq and is a predicted model, not a curated record. Lineage: Eukaryota; Metazoa; Chordata; Mammalia; Rodentia; Octodontidae. The transcript is spliced from 6 exons. Gene Ontology annotation, molecular function: calcium ion binding. Bases 186 to 635 code for a protein of 149 amino acids.